AUGUCGAACCGGUUGACUAGGAUUGCCAUUGUAAGCUCGGAUAGAUGCAAGCCGAAGAAAUGCCGGCAGGAAUGUAAGAAGAGUUGUCCUGUGGUGAAGACAGGGAAACUUUGCAUUGAGGUUACCUCACAAUCCAAAAUUGCAUUCAUUUCCGAGGAGCUGUGCAUCGGUUGUGGUAUCUGUGUCAAGAAAUGCCCAUUUGAAGCAAUCCAGAUCAUUAAUCUGCCGAAGGAUCUUGACAAAGACACUACUCAUCGUUAUGGUCCCAACACCUUCAAGCUGCACAGAUUACCUGUUCCGAGGCCUGGACAAGUACUGGGGCUUGUUGGAACCAAUGGAAUUGGCAAGUCAACUGCCCUGAAGGUUUUGGCUGGAAAACUCAAGCCAAACCUUGGACGGUUUCUUAGUCCGCCUGAUUGGCAAGAAAUUCUGACCUAUUUCCGGGGUUCUGAACUUCAAAAUUAUUUCACUCGGAUUUUGGAGGACAACUUGAAGGCAAUCAUCAAGCCGCAGUAUGUCGACCACAUCCCCAAAGCCGUAAAGGGUAAUGUAGGUGAAGUUCUUGCCCAGAAGGAUGAGAGAGAGAUGAGAUUUGAACUGGCGAAAGACCUUGACCUCAAUCAAGUUCUUGACCGUGACGUUGGUGACCUUUCUGGAGGAGAGUUGCAGCGGUUUGCUAUUGCUGUUGUUGCAACACAGCAUGCUGAAAUUUACAUGUUUGACGAGCCUUCAAGUUAUCUUGAUGUUAAGCAAAGGCUGAAAGCUGCCCAAGUUGUGCGUUCUCUUCUCCGUCCCAACAGCUAUGUCAUUGUGGUGGAGCACGACUUGAGUGUGUUGGAUUAUCUUUCUGAUUUUAUAUGCUGUCUUUACGGGAAGCCUGGAGCUUAUGGAGUAGUGACUUUGCCCUUUUCUGUCAGAGAAGGUAUCAACAUCUUCCUAGCUGGGUUUGUGCCCACUGAAAACUUAAGAUUUAGGGAUGAGUCCCUGACCUUCAAGGUUGCUGAGACUCCUCAGGAGAGUGCAGAAGAGAUUCGCACGUAUGCACGAUAUAAAUACCCUCAGAUGUCAAAGACACAGGGUGGCUUCAAACUGAUGGUUAAGGAGGGAGAGUUUACUGACUCCCAAAUUAUCGUUAUGCUUGGAGAAAAUGGGACUGGCAAAACAACAUUCAUCCGAAUGUUGGCAGGUUUGCUUAAGCCUGAUGAGGCUACCGACAGUGACGUUGAGGUUCCAGAGUUCAAUGUGUCUUACAAGCCUCAAAAAAUCAGUCCCAAGUUCACAUCAACUGUACGACAUCUAUUGCAUCAGAAGAUCAGGGAUUCUUACAUGCAUCCACAGUUCAAUACCGAUGUCAUGAAGCCUUUACAGAUUGAAGCUCUCAUGGACCAAGAAGUUGUUCACCUUUCAGGGGGAGAGCUCCAACGUGUGGCACUGUGUCUCUGCCUUGGCAAGCCCGCAGAUAUCUACUUGAUUGACGAGCCAAGUGCAUACCUAGAUUCUGAGCAGCGUAUUGUUGCAGCUAAAGUUAUUAAGAGAUUCAUCCUUCAUGCAAAGAAGACUGCUUUUGUGGUGGAACAUGAUUUCAUCAUGGCCACAUACUUGGCAGACAGAGUGAUUGUGUAUGAAGGUCAACCAUCUAUCGAUUGUAUAGCAAACACACCCCAGAGUUUGCUAACAGGAAUGAACCUUUUCCUCUCGCACUUGGACAUCACCUUCCGGCGUGACCCAACCAACUACAGGCCUCGCAUCAACAAGCUGGAUUCGACAAAGGACAGGGAGCAAAAGAAUGCAGGCUCAUACUACUACCUAGACGACUAAAUGCUCGGCAUAGAGCUCGCUUGCUUGCUUCAAAGUUUUGGGUGAGGGUACAUAGUACCAGUCUAACCGUAUAUUGUACCAUUUGUUUUCCGUCAUAGGCCAGGCCACAUCAAUGAAACCAUUGCUGGGUUCUUCUUUGAGCUACCUCUAUUGUGGCGCAAACCAGGAGUGAACAUCCUUGAACUGACCUUGAGCGCAACAGAAGUUGUGGUCUUUUCUUGGAGUUUUUCCUCGAAUUAUUGUUCAGUACCAAGGGAAUGUUGUGUUUCACGAGAAUUAGUUUUAGCAGCGUGACGCAUAACCUGCAUGAUGCAUGAGUUCUGAUCCUAGCUUAUAUUCUACAACUGCUAAAUGCUGGCAUUUAUUAGUAUUAUUUAUAUCUCAUUCUCGGCGGUCUGGACAUUUCACUGGAAUUGCUGAGGGGAGAGCCGUCUUGGAUAAUAAUCGAUGUUUAAAUCUUAGUCUUA
This is a messenger RNA of Physcomitrium patens, 2285 nucleotides long. RefSeq names its product ABC transporter E family member 2. Lineage: Eukaryota; Viridiplantae; Streptophyta; Bryopsida; Funariales; Funariaceae. The record is from RefSeq and is a predicted model, not a curated record. Gene Ontology annotation, molecular function: ATP binding; ATP hydrolysis activity.